AUGGCGCAGGAGAGUCUCACGCUUCAACAGCUCGUCGAUUACCUCUGCUGCCAUAUCGAGGAGAAGGAUGUGGUCUUCUGCAUGUUCCGCCUCAAGCAGCUCGACAGCAAGGGACUGCUCAAGCCGUGGACGGACAUGGAAGGCUUGUUGACCAAACGUGCGUUCUGCGAACUCGUGGAAGCGCCAUCCCCCAUCGUCGAGGCUGUCAUCCACCCCGAGUCGCUGCUCAGCAAAGUCAUCUUCGACAUCCUCUUCUCCUUUUUCCCGGAUCCGAAGGCGACCAUUGCGUACCAAGUCGCGAAGGACGAGGGGAUGAAGUGGGCGGUCGAGAGGAUGGCUUCCUGGGCCAAGGAGGGUCAGAGGCGCGCCAAGACCGCAAAACAGGUCUUUGACCUGCCCAUGGACAGGGUCGUCGAGUGGGUCGCGCAGCAGGAAGGCGUACCUCCCAAGCACAAGCUCACCCAGAACGGCCCUCUUCCGCCUCCUCCUGCCGCUUACAAGCCUGUCCAAGCGGCCGCCGACGCCUUCGACGCUCCGCUCCCUCGUCCUUCGCAGCCAAGUUCCGCGCCUCAAGCCACGGUCAUGCUUCCCAGCCCGACUUCGCAUCAGUCGAGUAGCUCACCGUCGGCUUCGUCAAUCGGACAAGCUGCAGCUCCCGCCGCGCGCCGCCUUCCGACCAGUCAGCCCGGCUUCCUUCCUUCCUCCCAAGUCCACUCCGCUCGCCAGGUCCGCCUGUCAAGCCUCGCCCCAAAGGUCACACUCAACAACCUCUGGGACAAGCUUCCCGCACUCGCCGGACUUGAGGGCAUGGCGUCGGACGGCGCGAACGGCGCGGUGCUGACCUUCUCGAAUCCCGCCGGUGCAACAGGCGCUCUCCAGCGUCUCAAAGGACGCAAGGACCUCUACACCGCGACGAUUGCCGUCGUUCCCGGCCCGCCUGUCGCCAAUCCCUCGAGUCCUCCUCUUCGUAUCGCUCCGCCUGCAUCCGGGCCUCCUCGUCGUCCGCCGCCGCCGCCUGCGGCUCUUCCUCUUCCUCCUAGCAUCCCCGUCAGCGCUCGUCCGCCUCCAAUCCGUCCAGCCAACGCGACGCGCGCGCAUCUUGGAAAUCUGCCCCCGUAUACUCCUCAAGCCAAGAUUCAGGACCUCAUCGACUCGGCGAACGUCCCUUACAGCAACCUCGGGAUCCGCGAUCACCGCCAGCGCUACCUGUCCGCCUUCUUCACUGUCAAGUCGAAAUCCGACUUUGAGCGCAUCUCGGCGGCACUUCACGGCGGCUCGCUCGACCACCACCCGCUGUACGUCGAGCGCGAGCGCCUCCAGAUGCCAAGUCCGGAGCACCCGCGCGUCGUCCUCCAAGGUUUGCCGCCGACCGACCCGGGAGCCGUCCUCCACCACCUCGCGCGGGACACACGUUGCGGACCCUUUGUCGAGAAGGACCUCAAGUUUUCCCCUACGAACGGCGAUUUCGAGGGUUCGUUCAGGGUCCCCUCGCCCGACUCGGCGCAGAAGGCGGUCCAACAGCUUGACGGCAAGUGGGUCGAGGGGAAGAAGCUCGUCGCGUGGUGGGAGAUAGUGCGCGAGCCAGGCUCGAUUCCCGGUUUCCGCCCGCCGCCUACCGCUCCUCCCGGCAACACCAACCUCCCGCAAGGCUUCAUCCCGCCUCCUACCGCCUCGACCAGCUCGACUUCCGGCUUCAUUCCUCCGCCGACGGCGCCCGCUGCCCCCAUGGCGCAGGCUAGCACCUCGCUCGCCUCGAACGCCCACUUCCGCCCUCCUUCGCCCGCUGCCGCCCCGCUCGGCCACCCGCCCGCACAGUCGCCUGGUCCUACAGUCCGCGCAGCCGCUGAUGGUCCAACACGCGACGGGCAGUGUCGGCUUCACGACCGCGAGCGAGAUGGGCGACGAGGACGCGAGUGCGGAGGAGGCGUGGUUGAGCGAGUAUCUGGCUGA
This is a messenger RNA of Rhodotorula toruloides NP11, 1950 nucleotides long. Its product is annotated as nucleotide-binding, alpha-beta plait domain containing protein. The transcript has 5 exons. The record is from RefSeq and is a predicted model, not a curated record. The coding region runs from base 1 to 1950 and encodes 649 amino acids. Gene Ontology annotation, molecular function: nucleic acid binding. Lineage: Eukaryota; Fungi; Basidiomycota; Microbotryomycetes; Sporidiobolales; Sporidiobolaceae.